AUGAAAAUGGAUGGUCGUCUAGCAGAUGACAACUUUGUCGAGGAUGUCAAAGAAGACUUAAAAUGUUUUACAGCCGAAGGAAGAGUUGACAGUGUGCUAGUAUUCCCUCCAGUGAGCAACUACCGGCGGUUUCUUAUCCACCGAUGCGUUGAACAGCUGUGCCGGCCAGACCUCGCCACCUUCUCGAUAGGAGUCCGUGACGAACGCCGGACUGUUGUUUGCUAUAGGGAGAAGAUACUGAGUGAUGAAGCUUGCGCACGACCAGUAAUGGGGCUGACUCAGGAACGCGAUGAUGCCUCAUUUUCAGAAACAGCCGCAGCGGUGGGAGGUUGCAAACCGGCGCAGGCGUCGCGCCGCACGCAGCCUCAGGAAAAGAUCAGUGAUGUAGUGCACAUUUGGAGGGCUAAGAGUGUUUCCACAUCUGGUUCAACCAAACCUCGGCGGCCAGAUCGUGCGGUGUACGUCCCGCGAGCGCUUCGCACCGCUGAAAACAACACCUCAGAGGAAAAUAAAGAUACUAAUAAACGAACUAGUCAGAGCGUUGAAGGACCAAAGUGCCCAAAGUCACCUGCACCCAGAGACAAGUCCGCACAUGCAACCCCAAGGAAAUCUAUAGACAAAAACUACUGCAACGUCUACACACCACCUCAUCUCAGGAAUCAAAGAUCUCAAACGGCCCCAAGCAUAGACACAGACGACACAGCAACAUCCAGCGAUAUAAAAGAAUCCGUGCCUUCAGGCUUCCAAGUGCCAAAUAGUGAUAGUGCAAUAUCUUUUAGUGAUAAUAGUUCUAACGAAGUAGAAGUAGGUGAGAAUUUUUAUAUAGGAGAUUAUUUCGUGAACGGACAACUUGGCUUCUACAGUCCCGGGUAUUAUAGUGACUACGCGGAAAGCCGGGAAAACGUUGAGGACCCAGAUUGGAGGACCAAUGAGUCCGACGAUAACAUGGCCGUAAGCGAAGCAAAUCAAAGCAAUAAUAUUAUAGAAAACGAUUAUUUAUAUGUUAAAGAUGAGGAUGACGUAGAGAAGAAUGAGUUGAAAAGGGCAUCUCUAGAGAUUAAUAGGAGUAGUAAGAGAAUUAUCAAGCAGAGUUUUCAUUCUGAUGUCCUAGUGAUAUCAGAUCCAGUCGAAACAAAAGAGGAAGUACCUGACGAGCCUAUUGCCGAAACGAAAGAACCUGAAGCGAAAAAGUUGAAACCUAAAUUGGAGGCUAAAGUAUCUCUGAAACGAGAGGAGAAUGACUGGGAUGCUGUUUUUGACGAUAGUGGGGAAUGUCUGGACCCCUCGCUACUUGAAGAGCUUACUACUACAGUUGGCAAAGUACAUAUAAGCAAGCCGAAGAAUAAUUAUGAUCAAUACCAGACGAAAGGGCAAGCGUUGUUCAAUGGACCGUACGAUGAAACUUUCGCGCAUGUAGUUGAAGUGUACGACUUUCCGAGUGAGUUCAAAACGAACGAUUUGUUUUCGUUGUUCAGUGAAUACAAAGACACAGGUUUUGAAAUUAAGUGGGUGGAUGAUACGCAUGCGUUGAUCGUGUUUAGCAGCGCCAAGAUUGCUGCCGAGGUCUUGUCAGCGCAGCGUCCUUUGGUCCGAUGUAGGCCUCUGCACGCCGCCACUUUAGAAUCCCGUAACAAAGCGAAAAAGUGCGCUGAAUUCCUACAACCUUACAGACAACGACCAGAGACGUGCACAGCACUCGCACGGCGACUUGUGUCUGGUGCUUUGGGAGUGAAACUGAGCACCAGCAGCCAGGAACGUGCGGAGGAAAGAAGACUACUGACACUUGCCAGAGAAAAAAAGCGUCAGGCAGCUUUACACAAGGAGGCAGCGUGGGACGGCUCUCUUGCCAACCAAUCAGUUGCCGACACGUGA
This is a messenger RNA of Arctia plantaginis, 1872 nucleotides long. The record is from the annotation of a GenBank genome assembly. Lineage: Eukaryota; Metazoa; Arthropoda; Insecta; Lepidoptera; Erebidae.